UAGAAGAUAGAUAGACAGAAGAUAGAUAGAAGAUAGUUAGUUAGAAGACAGUUUGCUGUUGACUGUGCUGGGGAUGCUUUUAACUAAUAGUGGUUUGUAUAUCCAAGGUGUUCCCUGCUUGGAUUUUAAUAAUACUGUACUUACUUGGUUUUAUCUUGUUUUUAAUUAUGUUGGUGCUAAUCCAUGAAAUAUGCAGUAUUUGAAGGGCAUAUCCUGACAUUGAUAUUUUCAGCAUUUUAAUGUUUUAAUGAUUUAUAUAGGGUUUUAAUGGCAUGUUUUAUAUUGUAUUUGAUGGUCUGGCUUUUGUGUAUUUGUUGGUUUGUCUUACAUGCGAAAGACCUAUGGUCUAAGCAUUAAAUAAAUUUGGAUUUAGAAGAUAGUUAGUUAGAAGAUAGUUGAUACAGUAGAGUCUCACUUAUCCAACAUAAAUGGGCCAGCAGAACAUUGGGUAAGCAAAUAUGUUGGAUAAUGAGGGAUUAAGGAAAAGCUUAUUAAAUUAGGUUAUGAUUUUACAAAUUAAGCACUCAAACAUCAUGUUAUACAACAAAUUUGACAGAAAAAGUAGUUCAAUAAGAAAUAAUGCUAUGUAGUAAUUACUGUAUUUACGAAUUUAGCACCAAAAUAUCACGAUUUAUUGAAAACCUCGACUACAAAAAUGCGUUGGAUAAUCCAGAACGUUGGAUAAGUGAGAAUCUACUGUAUAUAGAUUAUAAUUUUACAAUUCAGUAUGUCUGCUGUGUGUUGCAACAGAUGUGCCUUGCUGGCAACCUCAAGUCCCUUCUACACUGUCACAUAAUCCAGAAUAUCAAGGCAGAUAAUCCACAUUAUGUGCUUAGGACUGAGGUCCCUUCCACACAGCUGUAUAAAAUCCCACAUUAUCUGCUUUGAACUGGGUUAUAGGGACCUUCCACUUGCCUAGUCUCCAAUAUACCUCAUAACCUGAGGAUGCCUGCUAUAGACGUGGGCGAAACGUCAGGAGAGAAUGCUUCUGGAACAUGGCCAUAGAGCCCGGAACACUCACAGCAACCUUGUGAUUCCGGCCAUGAAAGCCUUCGACAACACAUUUAUUAUUGUUUAUUAUAAGAGCUGGAAGAGACCCUAUGGGGUCGUGCAGGCCAACCAGGAAAAGCACAGUCAAAGCACCCCCAGGAGAUGGCCAUCCAACAGCAACCAUUGUUGUUUUAAUCUGGUUGCACGACAAGCUGAAAUUCCUUUGUCUAAACUGCAAGCCUUGCCGUUCCUUCCACGCUCAGCCACGAAGGGGUUAAAGCCAUAGAGAGCGAGGUGGCAGAAGGGCUGAAACUCCCAGGCGGAGUUCUGUGCGGGCGGGGCAGGCAAGGAGCGCCAAAGCGGAGGCCGGAGGAGAAGAGCAGGAAGACAAUGUGUCCUCCUGAGGGAUGGCUAGCUCCCAAUGGCUCUUGCAAACCCUGGAUAUUUUGAUGUGCUCCAUGAAGAAGAGUGUUGUUGGAUGAGUUGACUUUACGAAUGGAAUGAGAAGGAGGUAACCCAAGGACUGGUGCCAAAAAGCAGAAGGGAGAGAUACGACAAAGCAGAUUUCUUUAGAAAGGAAUGGCUACAGUACAAGAAGCAGGGUCCACUGGGUUUCUGGAUCCAGAAAUAAAAAUGGAAGAUUCAGUAGGUCCUGAAUCAGAAGAGGCCAAAGGAGGAGGAGCAGCUCUACCAAAAAGCGGUGGAGGAGAAUCAGAACAAACAGUAAAGCAGGAGUCAGAAGAAGAGCCAUCAAGGAGUUGGGAUGCUCAGUUGGAAGAGUUUCUGAGGACACUACAGUCUCCUUCUUCUGGAGGGGAAACCCUCCAACAAUGUGACCCUCAGGAGCCUCAGACGACGACUAUGGAUGAUGGAAGCCAUCUAGAUGCCACACAUUCUGGGAAAGAGGAAACAGCAGGCAAAGAUGCUGUUGAAUUGGAGAUACAGCGCCAGCAUUUUCGGGUGCUGGUCUACCAAGAAGCCGCAGGGCCCCGAAACUUCUGGGAGCAGCUUCGAAAUCUCUGCCGGAAGUGGCUGAUGCCGGAGAGACACACCAAGGAGCAGAUCCUGGACCUGGUGACGCUGGAGCAGUUCCUGGCUGCCCUGCCCCCAAAUAUGCAGAAAUGGCUCAGGGGACGUUGUCCCCAAACCUGUUCCCAGGCUGUGACUUUGUUGGAGGAGUUCCUUCUCAACCAUCGAGGGCCCAAAGGCUGGAAAGGGCAGAUCACAGAAGAGUUUGCAAAUGCCCCUAAGGCGAAAGAGGUUCAGCCAAAGAUGAUGCUUCGAACAGAGACUGAACACAAACAUAGUUCAAAUGAGAAUGUGUUGGGAAAUGAUGCAGAGAUGACUGAAAGUGAGGAACAAAAACCCCCAUUUGAGAGCACAGAGGAAAUGGAGCAACUGAUGACGUCCAUGAAAACUGGCAAAGAGGACAGCUUCCUGUGUCAGGGAGAAGCUGAUAAGAACCAAGAGAGGACAGACAAAGACACUGGGAAUGGCAAGGAGAAGGUCUGGCUCACCAUGGGUCCUAAGAAAGUGAGUGCCAAGAAGAAAAGGAUGAUGUGCUUGGAUAUAAAGCACGAAAUCAUCAACAAACACGAGCAAGGUGUGCGCGUGGUCGACUUGGCAAGGCAGUACGAUCGUAGCACUUCUACGAUAUGUUCGAUUUUGAAGCAGAAGGAGUCGAUAAAGGCUAUAACGCCAGCCAAGGGCAUUAAGAUUAUUUCAAAGCUCCGGACCUCCGCCCAUGAAGAGAUGGAGACGUUGUUGUUGCUGUGGUUGACAGAGAAGCAGCUCGCAGGAGAUACCGUGACCGAGAGCAUCAUCUGUAAGAAGGCACGAGCCAUUUAUGGGGAUUUGGUGCGUCAGACGUCGGGAACAUUAACGGACGAGGCAUCGGACGAGUCAUUCAAAGCCAGCCGGGGAUGGUUUGAGAAUUUUAAAAAGAGAACCGGCAUUCACUCCGUCGUCAGGCAUGGCGAGGCAGCGGGCUCGGAUAUGAAGGCAGCUGAGGAUUUCGUAGUAAUUUUUGCCAAACUGAUAGAAGCUGAAGGAUACAUCCCACAGCAAGUCUUCAGCUGUGACGAGACAGGGCUCUUCUGGAGAAAGAUGCCUAGGAGGACGUUUAUAAUGGCAGAGGAGAAGAGCAAACCUAUAAAGGAUAGGCUAACCCUUGCACUGUGUGCAAAUGCGAGUGGUGACUGCAAGAUUAAGCCGCUGCUCGUGUAUCACUCUGAAAGCUCCAGAGAUGUUAAGUCUCAUACGAGAAUUGAAGAAAAACUGCAGGUUAUGUGGAGGGCAAACCCAAAGGCGUGGGUCACCAGGGAGUUCUUUGUGCAGUGGGUAAACCUGGUCUUUGGUCCUGGCGUCAAGAAGUAUCUUUUGGGAAAUAAUCUACCCUUGAAAGCCCUUCUCGUCCUUGACAGUGCUCCUGCACACCCACCAGACCUCGAGGACUACAUCCUUGAAGAAUUUAACUUUAUUAAAGUGUUGUUCCUUCCAGCCAACACCGCCCUUAUCCUGCAGCCCAUGGAUCAACAGGUGACUUCAAAUUUCAAAAAGCUCUUCACCAAGCACCUGUUGCGGCACUGCUUUGAGGUUACGGAGAACACAAACCUCACCCUUCGAGAGUUCUGGAAGGAUCACUACGAUAUCACGACCUGCGUCGGGAUUAUCGACAUGGCCUGGGAAGGUGUUACAAGAAGGAGCUUAAACUCUGCAUGGAAGAAGCUGUGGCCUGAGGUUGUCUCAGAAAGGGGCUUCGAAGAAUCCAAACCUGAAGAGUUAGUGGUGGGAGAGAUAGUGUCCAUCGGAAAGUCCAUGGGCCUGGAAGUGGAUGAAGGAGACGUUCACGACCUCAUCGAGCAGCACAACGAGGAACUGACAACAGAGGAAUUGCAGGAGCUGCAGGAGCAGCAGCAUGCGGAAGUUUUGCAGGAAAUUAAUGCAGAGGAGCCAGAGGCGGAGGAGGUUAUCCAUACAAGUGAAAUUAAGGAAAUGUUGGGAAUGUGGGAGAAGAUUUCAGACUUUAUUGAAAAGAAACACCCUGAAAAGGUUGCAACGAGCCGUGCGUUGGCGCUGUGUAGUGACACUUGCCUCACUCCUUUUAGGAACAUUUUGAAAGGGAAGAAACAAGGCUCCUUGGACAGGUUUUUAUUGAAACGCCCUGGAAGUGAAAGCCAGGAAAGUGUGGUGAAAAAGGCAAAUGUCAAAGAGGAAGAAGAAGAUUAAGUGAAGUCUGAUCUUGAAGGAAAAUACGUACUCUCAUAGGUAAAGGUAAAGGUUUCCCCUGACGUUAAGUCCAGUCGUGUCCGACUCUGGGGGUUGGUGCUCAUCUCCAUUUCUAAGCCAAAGAACCGGCGUUGUCCAUAGACACCUCCAAGGUCAUGUAGCCGGCAUGACUGCAUGAAGCGCCGUUACCUUCCCGCCAGAGCGGUACCACAUACUCUCAUACUCUACACUUAAUAAAUCCAGUUUAUUUCUUUA
Anolis carolinensis (green anole) is the source of this 4473-nucleotide messenger RNA. RefSeq names its product tigger transposable element-derived protein 1. The record is from RefSeq and is a predicted model, not a curated record. Gene Ontology annotation, molecular function: DNA binding. The transcript is spliced from 5 exons. The coding region runs from base 1570 to 4218 and encodes 882 amino acids. Gene Ontology annotation, cellular component: nucleus. NCBI's taxonomy places the organism in Eukaryota, Metazoa, Chordata, Lepidosauria, Squamata, Anolidae.